AUGUCCUCAAGGAAAAGACCCUCAUCCUCCCUUUCUCCCCCUCCAUCGACAGCCAAAAAAUCCAAGAAAUCCACAUCGAGGAACAAAGCCAAACCUCAGACUAGACAUGAACCCACCGAUGAAUUCCAGCAAGUCUCUUUACCCUCUUUUGUAGAUAAUUGGAAAGUCGAAGGUAUGGGAUAUGGAGGUGAUGUCUAUUAUCAGCCGGAGUUCAUCAAUCUCGAAGACGCUCAGAAAUGGUAUGAUGAUUUGCUUGAAUUAGAUACUUACCAACCGACAUUGAAACUGUAUGGUCGCACAUUUCCCCAAUCCCGGCAAAUCGCAGCAUAUUCCACCACACCCAAUUCAACCCUCUCAUAUUCCGGAUCAUCAAUCACCAUGCAUCAUCCCUUCCCUCCCAUACUCGAGAAGAUACGGGACAGGCUGGAGAGGGAUUUAGGGGCGAGGUUCAAUCAUUGUAUGUUGAAUAGGUAUGAUGAUGGGAAUGUGUAUAUCGGCAAACAUUCUGAUAACCUGAAUAACCUUGUCAUUGCUUCUAUCUCCUUGGGGGCGGAAAGGAAAUUCAUCAUGACACCCAGACUGCCUAGUAAGAAUAGUAAAAGUAGUAUGACCAAAGAGGUAGAAGAGGGAUUGCAAAAUAGGAAGAAAAUAAGUUGGAUUCUGGGUAAUGGUAGUCUGGUCAUAAUGCAAGGAACAACCCAGGAAUUCUGGAAGCAUGAGAUACCUAAAGAACCAUCGGUCAGGAGAGGUAGGAUAAGUCUAACUUUCAGACAACUCGUCUAG
This is a messenger RNA of Kwoniella botswanensis, 783 nucleotides long. RefSeq lists its product as uncharacterized. Bases 1 to 783 code for a protein of 260 amino acids. Gene Ontology annotation, cellular component: nucleus. NCBI's taxonomy places the organism in Eukaryota, Fungi, Basidiomycota, Tremellomycetes, Tremellales, Cryptococcaceae. The record is from RefSeq and is a predicted model, not a curated record. Gene Ontology annotation, molecular function: dioxygenase activity. The transcript is spliced from 7 exons. Gene Ontology annotation, biological process: DNA repair; DNA alkylation repair.